UUACAGACACAGAGGAGCAGGUCAUCACAGAAAUUAAGUUUCUUCAGAUACUUAGACCAGCUUGUGUGAUAUUAUGGAGACCAAACAGAUGUGUUUCCUGUUUACUUGGGCUGAUCAUCUAUCUGGGCUCUGUGGCUUCCUUCAGCAUCAGCCCAAUGACAACAGGCCUACGCUCUGCCGUUUCCGCCACACACAGCAGCAGCAUAUUGGGUGGUACUCAGCGUGCUGUGACCUUUGACCACCUUCUAGUCAACAUUGGUGAAGACUUCAAUCCAGAGACGGGCACUUUCCGUUGCCGCCUGCCUGGUGCGUACUACUUCUCAUUCACAGUGGGAAAGUUCCCAAAGAAGAUGCUGUCGAUCAUGCUGGUGAAGAACGGGAUGGAGGUGCAGGCCAUUGCAUAUGAUGGAUACCAGAACCAGGGCCGCAAGGUUCUGAGCCAGAGCGUGAUGGUUAGUCUGAAACCUAUGGAAACAGUGUACCUGCUCCUUCAGGACAAUCCCCACUACGCCAUCUACAGCAACGUUGGACCAUACAUCACAUUUAGUGGUUAUCUUGUCUAUCCAGACUCUACAUCCUCUGUUGGAUAUCUCAAUAACCACCUAUCUCCUCCAGGCCUCCAUCUUCCAGGUUGUCCUCCCCCUGUAGAUGCUUAUUAUGAUUGGAGAAGAAGAACAACCAAUGAGGAACCACGUUCUGCAUUUUCAGUGGCAAGAACUACAUCAGCGCUGGGAGAAAGCAGAGUGCGUCGUGAAAGAGAAGCUCUCAAGUUUGACGUGGAGUAUGUCAACAUAGGCGGCCAUUUUAACAUAACAUCCGGACGUUUUACCUGCCACUUCCCCGGUGCAUAUUACUUUGCAUUUACCGUGGGAAAGCACCCUCGUUGUGCGGUUUCAGUGAAGCUGAUGAUGGGAAGAGGGGAGGUUCGGGCCAUGGUGUUCAAUGAGGACAUGUCACGGCGGAGAGAGAUGCAGAGUCAGAGUUUGUUGUUGUCACUGAAAAGAGGAGACAGUGUCUGGCUGUACAGUCAGCAGGAUGACGGAUAUGCCGUUUACAGCAACCAGGGACGAUACACAACCUUCUCUGGUUUCCUGGUCUACCCUGAUGGUGAAUCCAUGAACAGAGACAGAACUUACCCCUGAGAACCAAAGCCAGCUGCAGUACUGAUUAAUUCAUAGUUAUGCCUUCAGACUUUUGUUUUUGUACUAAAUAUGUUUGUUUUUGUACCUCUUAACAUAGUACUAUUGUUAUGUGCUUCUACGCAUCACAAUCAUAAUGUAAAUAAAUAUUGUAUAUUUUUUUUGAGGGGGGGACUUGAACUUCAUUAAUGACUUAACAAGCAUUUGGGCUUUUUACACUUGAAUGAGUUAACCCUGGGUCAUUCUAAACCCAGGGUAAACGGAAUCCUGCUUUAACAAUUAAUCAUGGGUAUUAAUACGCUAUCUAAACCCUGGGUUAAAGUUCUUUUUUGCAUAUUUGCGGUGUCAGUUUUAUUGAUUGGACGAAUUCAGCAUGUGACCUGUUCACGUAAAGGCUCUUGCUAUCAAGUUUUACUAUCAAGUGUUUUUUUUUAUUUUUUAAUGGACCUUUUUCGAACUAUAAAGGUCAAACGGUCUCUUCUUUACUUCAAGUCACGUGUUUUCGGUUACGAUCACAAAUUGACUUUUU
This is a messenger RNA of Sinocyclocheilus anshuiensis, 1668 nucleotides long. RefSeq names its product complement C1q tumor necrosis factor-related protein 4-like. The record is from RefSeq and is a predicted model, not a curated record. Bases 156 to 1142 code for a protein of 328 amino acids. Gene Ontology annotation, molecular function: protein binding. Lineage: Eukaryota; Metazoa; Chordata; Actinopteri; Cypriniformes; Cyprinidae. The transcript has 3 exons.